This is a messenger RNA of Ipomoea nil (Japanese morning glory), 1861 nucleotides long. RefSeq names its product zingipain-2-like. The coding region runs from base 217 to 1512 and encodes 431 amino acids. NCBI's taxonomy places the organism in Eukaryota, Viridiplantae, Streptophyta, Magnoliopsida, Solanales, Convolvulaceae. Gene Ontology annotation, cellular component: lysosome. Gene Ontology annotation, molecular function: cysteine-type endopeptidase activity. The transcript is spliced from 5 exons. The record is from RefSeq and is a predicted model, not a curated record.
GAUAUCUUCUUCAAUUCCUCUGGAGUCACUGUCAAUCUACUGAAUUCCUCUAAGACAUUUGGUCCCAAUAAGCACAGCACAUGUUUCUCAUCUUCCUUGGCUCGCCACACUCUUAGGAAACUCAGUUUUUACACCACAAAGAGAGAACAAAAAAAACACACAAACGUUCCUCACUUUCUCUCUCUCUUUGGGGGUUUCCAUUUUUGUCUCCCAGGAAUGGGUUGGGUGUGGCAGUUUCUGUUGAUUGGGUUACUGUUUCAGACACCCUUUGGCACAUCCUCGUCAAUCUCCGACCUGUUUGACGAUUGGUGCCGGCAGCAUGGGAGAGCGUACUCCUCGGAUCAAGAAAGGCAGCACAGGCUGGGUGUGUUCGAGGAUAACUAUGUUUAUGUCGUGAAGCACAACGGCGCCGGGAAUUCCAGCUAUACCCUUGCCCUCAAUGCCUUCGCGGAUCUCACCCACGAUGAGUUCAAGGCGGCUUACCUGGGGCUCUCGGCUUCUGGGAAGGAUGGGUUGAUCAGAUUGAACCGAGGGUCGGAUUCUGGGUCCAAUGUUGUCGGAGAUUCUGAUGUUCCUGCUUCCUUGGAUUGGAGGGCUAAAGGAGCUGUGACAGAGGUGAAAGAUCAAGGCAGUUGUGGUGCAUGUUGGUCAUUCUCGGCCACGGGUGCAAUAGAGGGUAUUAACCAAAUUGUGACGGGAUCUCUUAUUAGCCUGUCUGAACAAGAGUUAAUUGACUGUGACAAAACGUAUAAUAGUGGCUGCAAUGGUGGGUUGAUGGACUAUGCAUAUGAAUUCGUGGUUAAAAAUAAAGGUAUCGACACUGAAGAUGAUUACUCCUAUAAGGGUAAAGAUAAUAAGUGCAACAACGAUAAGUUGAAAAAACAUGUUGUGACCAUUGAUGGAUAUACGGAUGUACCCACAGGCAAUGAGAAGAAACUACUACAAGCGGUCGCCUCUCAGCCUGUGAGCGUUGGUAUAUGUGGCAGCGAGAAAGCGUUUCAGUUGUAUUCUGGGGGGAUAUUCACCGGGCCAUGUUCAACAGAUUUAGAUCAUGCCGUAUUGAUUGUGGGGUACGACUCUAAGGAUGGCGUUGAUUAUUGGAUUGUAAAAAACUCGUGGGGAACGAGUUGGGGAAUCAAGGGUUACAUGUACAUGCAACGUAACACUGGCACUCCGGAAGGGAUGUGUGGGAUCAACACGCUCGCUUCGUACCCAAUUAAGACGAGCCCUAAUCCUCCUAGCCCCGGCCCUGGUCCUACUAAAUGCAGCAUCUUCACCUUCUGCGACAGCGGUGAAACCUGCUGCUGCGCUUGGAGAGUUUUAGGCGUAUGCUUUUCGUGGAAAUGUUGUGCAUCCAAUUCGGGUGUUUGCUGCUCCGAUGGUAGACAUUGUUGCCCCAGCGACUACCCUAUCUGCGAUACAACUAGGAAUCUCUGCCUCAAGCAAAAUGGCAAUGUCACACUAGCGCUACGACAUGGGAUGGGCAGGCCUUCGAGCAUCAAGGAGUAUUGAAUGAACCCACGCCUCGAUUCAUCAACAUCAGAUGAAUCUAGUUGUAGUGUAGCAAUAACCCAAAAAAAAUGGCAGCUUUAAGUUACAGAACACUGGGGUGCAUACUAAUGAGGAGAUUGUAAGUUAUUGUGAGAAGAUUGGGAAAAAACAUGUGAUAUAAGACUUUCAGACUUGAGUCACACAGGUUCUUGUAGGAUACAGAUAAGGAAUAUUCUUAGUUAAGGUAUUGAGGUAUCAAAAGUCUUGAUAUGUUGUGAUCAUCACAUUUUCCUCUCCACAUCACUCUCUGAUUUGUCAUGCACUGAUCUGCAAAAGAAUUGGUGAAAACAUUUUUAAAUAAUUUGUGUUU